Molecule: messenger RNA, 3674 nt
Organism: Chinchilla lanigera (long-tailed chinchilla)
Lineage: Eukaryota; Metazoa; Chordata; Mammalia; Rodentia; Chinchillidae
Gene: Nol4
Product: nucleolar protein 4
Exons: 11
Coding region: 10-1929 (639 amino acids)
Source: RefSeq, a predicted model, not a curated record
CGCAGGAACAUGGAGAGCGAGCGCGACAUGUACCGCCAGUUCCAGGACUGGUGCCUCAGGACUUACGGGGACUCAGGCAAGACCAAGACGGUGACCCGUAAAAAAUACGAGCGGAUCGUCCAGCUCCUCAACGGAUCCGAGUCGAGCUCCACCGACAACGCCAAAUUUAAAUUCUGGGUCAAAUCGAAGGGCUUCCAGCUGGGCCAGCCGGACGAGGUCCGCGGGGGAGGCGGCGGCGCCAAGCAAGUGCUCUACGUGCCCGUCAAGACCACGGAUGGCGUGGGGGUAGAUGAAAAGCUGUCUUUACGGCGGGUCGCCGUGGUGGAAGACUUCUUCGACAUUAUCUAUUCGAUGCAUGUGGAAACCGGGCCAAAUGGAGAACAAAUUCGAAAACAUGCUGGACAGAAGAGAACUUACAAAGCAAUUUCAGAGAGCUAUGCCUUCCUACCAAGAGAAGCGGUGACUCGAUUUCUAAUGAGCUGCUCAGAGUGCCAGAAAAGAAUGCAUUUAAAUCCAGACGGAGCAGAUCAUAAAGAUAAUGGAAAGCCUCCCACUCUGGUGACCAGCAUGAUUGACUACAACAUGCCAAUUACCAUGGCCUACAUGAAGCACAUGAAAUUGCAGCUGCUCAACUCCCAGCAAGAUGAGGAUGAAAGUUCAAUAGAAAGUGAUGAAUUUGACAUGAGCGAUUCAACACGAAUGUCAGCUGUGAACUCUGAUCUUAGCUCCAAUCUUGAGGAAAGAAUGCAAAGCCCCCAGACUCUUCAUGGCCAGCAAGAUGAUGACUCUGCUGCGGAGAGCUUUAAUGGCAAUGAGACCCUGGGGCAGGGUUCAGUUGCUUCAGGGGGAGCACACAGCAGGGAGAUGGGAGACGCCAACAGUGAUGGCAAAGCGGGGCUAGAGCAAGAGGAACAGCCACUGAACCUGAGUGACAGUCCCCUCUCUGCGCAGCUGACUUCGGAAUACAGAAUAGAUGACCACAGCAGCAAUGGGAAAAACAAAUACAAGAAUAUUCUAAUCUCUGACCUCAAGAUGGAACGAGAGACCAGAGAAAAUGGAAGCAAGUCUCCUGCACACAGUUACUCAAGCUAUGACUCUGGCAAAAAUGAGAGCGUAGACCGAGGCGCUGAGGACCUGUCACUCAACAGAGGGGAUGAGGAUGAAGAUGACCACGAUGACCACGAUGAUUCCGAGAAAGUGAACGAGACAGACGGCGUUGAAGCGGAAAGGCUGAAAGCUUUCAAUAUGUUUGUCAGGCUGUUUGUAGAUGAAAACUUGGACCGAAUGGUCCCAAUCUCUAAGCAGCCCAAAGAAAAGAUCCAGGCUAUCAUUGACUCAUGCAGGAGACAAUUCCCUGAGUAUCAAGAGCGUGCCAGAAAACGCAUACGUACUUACCUCAAGUCCUGCAGGCGGAUGAAAAGAAGUGGUUUUGAGAUGUCUCGACCUAUUCCUUCCCACCUUACUUCAGCAGUUGCCGAGAGUAUUUUGGCUUCAGCUUGUGAGAGCGAGAGCAGAAAUGCCGCCAAGAGGAUGCGUCUGGAUAAGCAGCAGGACGAGUCUGCUCCUCCAGCUGACAAGCAGUGUAAACCAGAGGCAGCCCAGGCUACUUACUCAGCAUCAACUGUUCCAGGCUCACAGGAGGUGCUAUACAUCAACGGCAAUGGGACCUACAGUUACCAUAGUUACAGAGGGCUAGGAGGUGGACUGCUAAAUCUGAAUGAUGCUUCCAGUAGUGGACCCACCGAUCUCAGCAUGAAGAGGCAGUUGGCAACUAGCUCGGGAUCGUCCAGCAGUUCAAGCUCCAGACCGCAGCUGAGUCCAACCGAAAUCAACGCUGUGAGGCAGCUUGUUGCAGGAUAUCGAGAAUCAGCUGCAUUUUUAUUGCGUUCUGCAGAUGAACUGGAAAAUCUCAUUUUACAACAGAACUGAGUCAAAUGAUGACCGUAUUCACUGAGUUCUAAAUUUGCAGUUUCCACUAAUGACAUUUUGAUUUCCCAGCAGAGAUACUUCUGGUCUUACCGCACAGUCUUUUAAGAGAAAUACUUCCAUUAUGCCACAUUGUCCCUGAUCCAUAGUGAUGUGCUAAGGUGCUUCAAAGGAACUCUGACCUCUGAAGUACUUGAGAUACUUACGUGUGUCCAGCCUAUUGCUUUUUGUUUUAGUGUGUCACCAUAAAUAUCACUGGCAAACAAGGCUGCAUAUUCUUAACUCAAGGAUAAAACAGAAGAAGCUUGUGGUUUCAAAAAAAAAAAAAAAAAUAGUUCAAGAUCCAACUGAAACAUUAGUGGAAUUUGCUACUGACUCAUUGCACUGAAAGCUGAAUUACCUGGCAAAAAAAAAAAAGCCAAAUUCUUGUUGCUACAGAAUAUUACAACAAUGAAAAGGAUCUUGUAUUUUAAAAAAAAAUGUAAUUUUUAUAAAAAGAAAACUUGUUUUUCAUUCAGAAUUGUCAUUUUUACUUUGGUAACUUUUUCAUAGGUCCUAAAGGAAAACUGUUUUGAGAAACUACUGUAAGUCCUUUUUCCAUAUCCCUUUGCCUUCUCUCUUUCCAAAUUCUUUCUACAAAAAAAAUAACACUUGAUGCUGGAAAAACCCUUGCCUACGUUCUUUAAAUUGUCACAUCAGGAACUACUUUCAAGAGAAGCCUGCGAUUCUGCACUAACACUGGGCUCAAAAAAAAAAAAAAAAUCCACUCCAUACUGCAACUUUACCAUAGCAGUUUUCAUCACAGGAUUUUUUAACGUUCAUGUUCAAAGAAACUUCACACUUGGUUCCUUUAGAGCUGCUCACCCCUGAUUGCCGCUGCUGUCUUACAAGCAUCCCUCUAGCAGCAACUGGAUGUAGAUGACUGAAUGUCGAGAGGUUGCAAGCGACAAUCUGAAAAUUUGCACUCUUGUGUGUAGUUUUCUUUUCAUUUUUCUCUUUCAGAAAUAUUUCCCAAAAGACCGUUAUGUCUCCUGGUAUGAUUUGUAUAAUUUGCAGUUUUAGCUAAAAAUAAAGAACUGUCAGCAGAAGCAGCUGCACCUUACAACGAACUUCCCCCUCCUAUUCUCCAUACGUUGCCCUUCUUUCUUCAUUUCCAGUGUUGGAUACACUCGAGUGAUGUUUUCUUUGUGCACCGAGGCAAGCCUAUUUUAAAAUAUUUAGGAAGAAGUACUUUAGUUCAUACUUCUUGUAUAAUUAUUUAUUUCUGUCGAUGAGCUUUGGUUGGAUUACAAAUUUUUUGUGCAUUCCUGAAUUUGCCUUAUUUCAUGUAAAGUUUAUGUCAUUCCAUUUUUGACAAUGAGUUGAAGGCAUCAGUGAUAUUUCUUAUCUACUUGUUACAUAUAGUUUUUCCAGUAAUGACUGUGAUUGUGACCAAGUAAUGUGCACUUUUUCUUGUAACUGUGGACAUUGCUAUGCUUUUUUUCUUCUAGUGUUUCUAGAAUUACUAUUCCUUACAGUUACGUAAACAAAAAAUGCAAAAACAAAAAAAGAGAACUUUUGUGAUACUGUUGGUGAAUAUAAUGUGAAAAUCUUAUUGAAAUAUGAGUAUUUUGGAAAUACAUAGAUGCACAAACAUCUUUUAAGGUGUGGAUUUAGAGUUUGCUUAUUUAAAUGAAAAAUCAAAAAUUGAGGGCUGGUAUAAUUUUCUCUGUUUUGUUUGGUUUUAAUAAACAGAUUUCUGUGUUAAA